Messenger RNA from Physella acuta, 776 nucleotides. RefSeq lists its product as uncharacterized. Gene Ontology annotation, molecular function: protein binding. NCBI's taxonomy places the organism in Eukaryota, Metazoa, Mollusca, Gastropoda, Physidae. The record is from RefSeq and is a predicted model, not a curated record.
CAUUCAGUGGCGCAGAGAUUUCUUGGUCUACCGACUGACAAAGACCUGCCGUCUGCCACUACCAAACAUGUCCUGGAUCUCACGUCUGCUGCUUCUGCUCUCGUCUGCUACAGUUUGUUUGGCCGCAAGUUCUCCAGACUCUCUGUACCUAAGCGACUACUGUGGUAAGAGCCUGACUGUCAAACGUUCGGUCAUCCUGAAGUCCACAAUAUUCCAGGACAACAACUGCAGGGUGACGCUUGAACCCUCCACUGGUAACAACCUGGUGGCACACUUCAACACCUACAGGCAGACGUCCGGGGUUGCAGCUUUAGCCAACAUCUUCAGCGGGGAGUGCUCGUCUGAGUACAUUCAGUUGUACAAUAGUUUUGGUGAGAAACUAAUGGGAAUACACGGCUACUGCAAGUCUGAGAGACCAACUGAACACUACGAACUGGGCCAGUCUGGGAGAUUCGAGUACCACAGUGCUUCCCUGACGUACCUCAGCUUUGAACUGUUGGUCACCGAGACGUACAAAAAAUCCACGUCAGACGAAGAAUGUCCAGCUGGUCAGUUUGACUGUGAGUGGCUCAGGAACUGUGUGGACGAUGCCCUCAAGUGUAACGGCUACAACAACUGCGGCUCUAAUGAUGACGAGACCGUUGGGUGUGGACCACCCUCGUCGUUAUUGCUCUCAACACUGCUGCCCUUGAUUCCAUAGGUGUUGUGUUUGUUGAGGUCAAUGUCUUGAGUCAGUGAUGAGUUUAGAGUACUCACCAUUAAACUUAAUAACCUCC